UGCAACAUUUACCCCUUUCACACACACACCACGUACAGUUUUGGGUGUUUCAUGGUGCGGGCUUGUGAGAGGAAGAUGAAGUUCUUGGUAGCGGUUACGAUUAUUGUGGCUUCAGUGUUUUUCCUGCUGCUGCCCAACGGGUCUCAGGCUGAUGAGAAGAAGAAAGGACCCAAAGUCACAGCCAAGGUAUACUUCGAUAUCCGAAUUGGAGAUGAGGACGUAGGGCGCAUUGUCAUCGGACUGUUUGGAAAAACCGUCCCAAAGACCACCGAGAAUUUCAUGGCCUUGGCUACAGGAGAGAAAGGAUUCGGUUACAAGGGCAGCAAGUUCCACCGUGUGAUUAAGGACUUCAUGAUCCAGGGGGGUGACUUCACCAGAGGAGAUGGAACUGGUGGAAAGAGUAUCUAUGGUGAUCGCUUCCCUGAUGAGAACUUCAAGCUGAAGCACUAUGGCCCAGGAUGGCUGAGCAUGGCCAACGCAGGCAAAGACACUAACGGCUCCCAGUUCUUCAUUACCACUGUGCAGACGCCAUGGCUCGAUGGGAAACACGUCGUCUUUGGCAAGAUCUUGGAGGGCAUGGAUGUGGUGAGAAAGAUUGAGGGCACAAAAACAGACGGCAGGGAUAAACCUCUGAAAGACGUCAUCAUCCACGAAUGUGGCAAAAUCGAGGUGGAAAAGCCUUUUGCCGUCCCGAAGGAGUAAAUCACCCCGAGGGGAGAAACAGGACUGUGGGGUUCUGGGGUUUUAGCAGGUGUGCUGUACCACUAAUAUUUUAGUGGCAUAUAUAUGUAUGUACAUGUGUGUGUGUGUGUGUGUGUGUGUUUGGCACUUAAACCCAACCCGACUCACACUCCUACAUCUGUAGCGGUCCACCUUGGGUCCAUUUCGAACAGGCAUUCCACGCGGUCACACACUCUGACCCACUUAACACCUGCUUUUUGUAAACAAAUCUUCAAUAAAGGAUCCAGGUUUUGUUAA
Pangasianodon hypophthalmus (striped catfish) is the source of this 978-nucleotide messenger RNA. It is a transcript of the gene ppib, whose product is annotated as peptidylprolyl isomerase B (cyclophilin B). Gene Ontology annotation, cellular component: intracellular membrane-bounded organelle. The record is from RefSeq and is a predicted model, not a curated record. Gene Ontology annotation, molecular function: peptidyl-prolyl cis-trans isomerase activity. Lineage: Eukaryota; Metazoa; Chordata; Actinopteri; Siluriformes; Pangasiidae. Gene Ontology annotation, biological process: protein folding; protein peptidyl-prolyl isomerization. The transcript is spliced from 5 exons. Bases 52 to 702 code for a protein of 216 amino acids.